Messenger RNA from Cajanus cajan (pigeon pea), 534 nucleotides. NCBI's taxonomy places the organism in Eukaryota, Viridiplantae, Streptophyta, Magnoliopsida, Fabales, Fabaceae. The record is from RefSeq and is a predicted model, not a curated record.
AUGUCUCGUAAAAGAGUUAAUCCGGGACCCAUUGAUGAUUCUUUAUUGACUAUGCAAUCAAUUCACGUGUCUGAGCACGUAUGGAAUGGUGAGGCUGAUAGAGUUCUUCGUAUUAGAAGAGCUACCAAAAGUGGUCAUCGAGAUGGGUCAAUUCCUGACGAAUUAAGACCUUAUCUUGCACGAGCAGGGAUGCUUGGAGUGGCUGAAAUCUCAUACUUUCCUAUUGACCACCAGUUAAUUUCAGCAUUAGUUGAGAGAUGGAGGCCAGAGACACCCACUUUUCACAUGACAUUUGGAGAGUGUACAAUUACAUUGGAAGAUGUUUCAGUUUUGUUAGGUCUAAAGGUACAUGGAGACCCAAUUACUGGUAUUUCGACAUAUAAUUGGGUCCCACUUGUUCAAGAUUUGUUUGGAAUAACACCACCAGCAAAUGCAAUUAAAGGUGGAAGGCUGAAGAUGAGCUGGGUUGAUGAACAUUUUUUUGAUAUUUCGAUGCAUGUGCAUAACAUUGAACAAAUGGAACGAUACACCUGA